GCCAAGCGCUCCUGCUGCGAGUCCGUGACGAGCGAGCCGCAAGGUUCGUUCUCUGGGGAAAGGCUCAGAUUUGGAUCCUGCUAUCAGAGAAGUGGGUGAGAAGAAACUCAGCUUUUUCAGUCAAGACAUGGCAACAUAACCCCUAAUUUCCAUGUCAGGGAACUGCAAAAGGCUUGCUUCCUUUGGAAAUGAAGAGGUUAUUAGGUUUCUGCAAGCUACUGGAGAGCUGAUCAAGAUUUUAAGCUAAAGAUGGUGAUGAUGAGUCACCUGAGGGCCAUUCUUCAAGCCUCUCCAUGCAAGACACUGUGGAGAAGGUUCCAGAUUCCGAGGUCCAUGCCUGCAAGGCCUUGCAGCCUCUACACCUGCACUUACAAAUCCCGGAACCGAGUCCUGCACCCGCUCUGGGAGAAAGUGGACCUGGCCCCGGCGGGUGAGCGCCAGUCGCCCAUCAACAUCCGGUGGAAGGACAGUGUCUACGAUCCUGGCUUACAACCGCUCACCAUCUCUUAUGACCCGACCACGUGCCUCCACGUCUGGAAUAACGGGUACUCUUUCCUCGUGGAAUUUGAAGAUUCUGCAGAUAAAUCAGUGAUCGAGGGAGGACCCCUGGAACACAACUACCGAUUAAAGCAGUUCCAUUUUCACUGGGGGGCCAUUGAUGCCUGGGGCUCUGAGCAUACCGUGGACAGCAAAUGUUACCCAGCAGAGCUGCACUUGGUGCAUUGGAAUGCAGUCAAGUUUGAACACUUUGAGGAUGCAGCACUGGAAGAAAAUGGUUUGGCUGUGAUAGGAGUAUUUUUAAAGCUAGGCAAGCAUCACAAAGAGCUACAGAAACUGGUGAAUAUUUUGCCAUCAAUUAAGCACAAGGACACACUUGCAGAAUUUGGGUCAUUCGACCCUUCCUGUCUGAUGCCUACUUGCCCAGAUUACUGGACCUACUCGGGGUCCCUGACUACACCGCCACUCUCUGAGUCUGUCACUUGGAUCAUUAAGAAGCAGCCUGUAGAGGUUGAUCAUGAUCAGCUUGAGCAAUUUCGAACCCUGCUCUUCACUUCCGAGGGGGAGAAAGAGAAAAAAAUGGUGGAUAACUUCCGCCCCCUUCAGCCCCUAAUGAACCGCACUGUCCGCUCAUCCUUCCGUCAUGACUAUGUGCUGAACAUACAAGCAAAACCCAAGCCUUCCACCAGCCAAGUGACUCCCUAAGAUGCCAUUAUCUAGGUAGUUAUCUUGCUUAAAUAUAUACUACUUCUUUAAAUAUUGUCAACUAGACUCUUCUAAAUGCCUGCAGUUAAUAAUUAUAAACGAGCCUUUCUUCGUAUGGCAGUGUUCCUUAGUCUUUGAGGGAAGCUCUUUAGUAAACAAAUUUUUACUUUUAUUGCUACUGAUGUUUAUCACUGAAGUACCAGUAAGAGAUACAAGUUUCUCUUAUAGCAACCUGUUGGUAGCUGUAAUAUCUUUUUACAUGCAACAUUUUUGAGCUGUCUUUUUACAUUUAUCAGUUGGUGAUUCUAUAGAGUUAUAAGUAGGGAUGAGAAUCAAAAGAUUUAACAACUGGUAAGGCACAGACACUGACCAUCCAGAAUGCAGGGUUUUCAGAAACAGCCACAGGACCCAGACUGGCACUUCUUGGUUGAACAUUGACUAUGUUUUAGGUAUAUCUGAUUUUAAAACAUGACUGUGUGUUCUUUUAUAAGGCCUUCUCAGUGGGUAUAUGUGCCUCAACACUUAGUUGUCAUCACUAACACAUGAUAUGAUUACUUACUAUCAAUUAAUAAUAUAGAAAAAAUAUUUUGUAAUCCUAAAAACACAAGUGUAUACUUAUAUCUGGAAAUUCUUUUGUAUUUCUGAAAGCCAGAUGUUCUACUUAAAGGCUUGAUCAUAUAGAAAGCAUAUGCAUUCUGAGGAAAAUAUAACCACAAAUAUGUUCAUCUCAAAAAAAAAAGAAAAAGGAAAGCAUAUGCAGAAUAUUUUAAAGAAAAUGCUUUGAGUGCCUAGAACUUAAAAUGCUUUCAUGAUCUAUUUUACAGAAAUAUUUUUCAAAAGACUAGUAAUACAAUAGUCUAUGGUUUACAGUAUUAUUUUGCAUUGUAUGUACACUGAUUCAUAGAAUGAAUACAAUAAUAUUUUCCACAAUGAAAAAACUAUCUUGACUUCCUUUUAAAACUAUCUGAACUGUAUUUUAUUUCAUUAGUUGAGGUUCUGUGCAAGGUAAGAGAUAACAUAAAUGUCCUAAUUUAUACAGUGGUUUAGAAGACUUUUGCUAUAAUAAGAAGGAAAGAAACUCAUCAGAUAGAUAAAACCUAGAUAAUUCUAUAUACUGUGAGGAAUCCAAUCCAGAGUCACCCUUGCUUGUAAAUAUGUGGAAUGUUUCUAAUUGCCUAUAAGCCUGUAUUCAAACUCAAUACUGCAUUUACUAGUAUAUUUGUUUCAUUAGUAUGCUAGUCAUCUGAUCUGUAAGAUAAGGUUGGAUGAAUAUACUUAACACUACUGAACUAUACAAUGAAAAAGGUUAAGAUGGUAAAUUUCAUUUUAAUGUGUAUUUUACCACAAGUAAAAGUAACUAAUAAAUUCAGUAGGGGAAAAAAUAGGGUUGGAGUUGUAUGUUUAAGUUUAGGGGCAUAUCUCUGCUCUUAAAAAAGGAAGAGGGUGAAGGCAUUGCUUCUACAGUGCAUGCUUUCUCUGGAAAAUGGAAGCAUACAUGCUCUAGGAAAUGAAUAAAAUUCUUUACAAGAUUAA
Bubalus bubalis (water buffalo) is the source of this 2736-nucleotide messenger RNA. RefSeq names its product carbonic anhydrase 5B (gene CA5B). Gene Ontology annotation, cellular component: cytoplasm; mitochondrion. NCBI's taxonomy places the organism in Eukaryota, Metazoa, Chordata, Mammalia, Artiodactyla, Bovidae. The transcript has 9 exons. The coding region runs from base 250 to 1203 and encodes 317 amino acids. Gene Ontology annotation, molecular function: zinc ion binding; carbonate dehydratase activity. The record is from RefSeq and is a predicted model, not a curated record.